AUGUGCGAUCAAGAACUUGCAGGUCGAAACAAACUGAGAUUGGCACGAGCCACCUUCGCAGAUACAACUGGAACAAUCGCAAUUGACCUUUGGGAAGAAAAUAUUGCAGUGAUCAAAAUUGGAACUGUCUACCGGAUUGCGCCAAUUCAGGUACGUGUUUGGAACGAAGCAAAAAAACUGUCAACCAUGCGCAGUUCAGUUGUUACACCUGUAACAGAUACAACAAUCUCUCAGCUUCAAAUUCCAGAAGAACAGUUGAAGUCCGGAAAUGAAACUGUGACAGCAACCGUAGCAAAUAUUCACACAAUUGAGAAAGUAGAAAGAUUCAUUGCAUGCUUCAACUGUGCGAAAAGAAUUCUGCAAGGAACUUCAAGUAAUGUUGUACACUGUGAUUGGUGUGGACACACAAUGAGAAUUUCUAACUGUUCACAAUAUGUAUGUGCAAAACUAGUUUUAUAUGUCAAUGAUCGACAAAUCCAUUUAACUGCGUUUCAGGAUGUGCUAAGUAAUGUAAUUAAGGGAGACUUCACUAAGUUUUCUGAGGCAGAGAUAGCAGAAAUGCUGCUACUCUUUAACAAUAUAACUGUCGUGUAUAAUGCGAACUCUCGAGUAGUAAAAGAACUGAAGGCAGUCUGUUAA
Messenger RNA from Pocillopora meandrina, 639 nucleotides. The record is from the annotation of a GenBank genome assembly. Lineage: Eukaryota; Metazoa; Cnidaria; Anthozoa; Scleractinia; Pocilloporidae.